Molecule: messenger RNA, 1149 nt
Organism: Cyphellophora attinorum
Lineage: Eukaryota; Fungi; Ascomycota; Eurotiomycetes; Chaetothyriales; Cyphellophoraceae
Product: Alcohol dehydrogenase 1
Exons: 1
Coding region: 1-1149 (382 amino acids)
Molecular function (GO): oxidoreductase activity; zinc ion binding
Source: RefSeq, a predicted model, not a curated record
AUGGCCGACUCAACAUCAGCACCCACCGCCACAGAUGGCACCACAGCUGCCCCAAAAGUUGACAUCCCCUCCACGACCCGCGCCGGCUGCGUGGUUAACCCCGGCCCCGACUUCUCCGUUACCCUCAAAGACGACAUCAAAACCCCCAGCCCAGGCCCCAGCGAAGUCCUCAUCAAACUCACGCACACCGGUAUCUGCUACUCCGACCUACACUAUAUGCUCGAGGACCUCCCUUCCCUGCACAUGAAGACUCAGUAUGGCAUCGACUCCCCCGGCCACGAAGGGAUCGGACACGUCGUCGCCUUGGGCUCCAACGUAGCGAAAGAAUCCGUGCCUGAGAUCAAGCUUGGCGACCGGGUCGGGCUGAAGCCCGUGUGGAGUAGUUGUGGGAUGUGUGAGUUGUGUUGCGACGAGAGGGAGAUGUAUUGUGUCAAGUCGGUGCAGACGGGAUUGCAUGUGGCGGGGACGUACCAGCAGUAUGUUCUGGGGAGAAUGGAGCAUGUAGUGCGGAUUCCGGAUGGGGUGGACGGGAGCGUGGCGGCGCCGGUCAUGUGUGCUGGGGCGACGAUUUAUCGUGGGAUUACUGAGGCUGGCCUCAAGCCCGGUCAGUGGGUUAUCUUUUCCGGGGCUGGUGGUGGUGUCGGGCAUAUGGGUGUUCUGUAUGCUAAGGCGAUGGGCAUGCGUGUCAUCGCUAUUGAUGGCGGCGCUGACAAAGGCAAGAUGUGCCUCUCUAUCGGCGCCGACCACUUCAUCGACUUCCUCGAGACCCCAGAUCUCGUCUCUGAAGUUCAGAAGCUCACCGAUGGACUAGGCGCGCACGGGCUGAUCGUUACGGCAAGCAGUUCCAAGGCGUACGUGGGGGGACUGGCGCUGUUAAGGACGUCAGGCGUGAUGAUGUGCAUCGGAAUCGUACCUGUUACGGACAUACCCAGCGUGGCGGACCCGUUGAGUCUGUUGGGCGGGAAUAAGAAGGUCAUGGGGACGAUUGUGGGGACGAGGAGUGAUGCGAGGAAGGCGCUGGAUUACUGUGCGCGGGGACUGGUUAAGCCGCACGUCACGGAGUACUCGUGGUCGCAGUUGCCGGAAGCCGUGGACAAGCUGCGGAAGGGUCAAGUUGCUGGACGAUGUGUUGUCAAGUUCGACGACUGA